AUGCACGGCUACAGCUCGUCCGAGGAGUCGGAGGACCCCCGCCGGCCGCGGGUUCAGCCCGCCAACAAUGGCAACAACCAGGACCAGAAGAAGAAGCGGAAGCGCCGUGUUCCGCCGCAACAGUCCAUCAACCGAAUCUGGAAAAGAUUCUCCAACCGCAAAUUCCACAAGGCACUUUCCGUGCUGCCCUUCGACCCCGUCACCCCAAAUCCAGCAAGCGCCAACAGGCCCAACGAGCUACUGAGCGAGGGCUAUGAGCGAGCAGCCGAGGAAUGUCGCCGGAAGGUUCAGAAAAUCGUCAGGGAAUGCAAGCGGGUCAACAUGAGAUAUCGCGACCCCGGCUGGGAUUUGGAUUGGGAUCUCAAGUACCAGAAGGGCAACUGCCUCAACAGCCUCGGCAGCAGCAAGUUUGAACUCACCAAGUCCACGCUGUUGGGAUCCAGCGACUCUGUUCCCAAGGCUGUCAAGAGGGUCCACGAGAUCUUCGAGAAGCCCACCUUCAUGAGAGAUCUGAAUGGCGCCGACGUCAAGCAGGGUGGCCUUGGCGACUGCUGGAUCAUGGCUGGCAUGACUGCCAUGGCUAAUGUCGAGGAAGGCGUCAAGCGGACAUGUGUUGCUUAUGAUACAAAGAUUGGCAUUUAUGGCUUCGUCUUUUAUCGAGACGGAGAGUGGGUCUACUCCAUCAUCGACGACAAGCUCUAUCUGAAGUCUCCUUGCUGGGAUUGCCCCAGCCUGCAGCGCGAUUUGCUUCAGCAGAUCGACCGCGAAGACGUCGAGGCGGUGUAUCGGAAGACAUACCAGACGGGAUCCAAGGCCCUCUUCUUCGGUCAAUGCAAGGACCAGAACGAAACCUGGGUGCCUCUGCUCGAGAAGGCUUAUGCUAAGGCUCAUGGCGACUAUGGAUCGCUGUCUGGCGGCUGGAUUGGUGAAGGGCUUGAAGACCUCUCGGGCGGCGUUACAACCGAGCUUCUCUCGUCCGACAUUCUCGACACCGACGAAUUCUGGGACAACGAAAUGUCCAAGGUCAACCAAGAGUUUCUUUUUGGCUGCUCAACUGGCCUUCUCGAGCACGGGUACGGCCAGCGCGACGGCAUUUGUGAGGCACAUGCCUACAUCGUGUUGGAAGCCCGCACGCUCAAGUCAGGCCAGCGCCUUGUCAAGCUGCGCAACCCGUGGGGCAAGGUCCGCAAGGGACUCUGGCAAGGUGCCUGGAGCGACGGAUCCAAGGAGUGGACAACCGAUGUUCAGGCUGAGCUCGGCCACACAUUUGGCAGCGACUCCGUCUUCUGGAUCUCGUACGAGGAUCUCAUUGCCAAGUACACUCACUUCGACCGCACACGGCUGUUUCGCGAUCCCGACUGGCGGUCCUCCCAAAAGUGGAUUGGGGUCGACGUUCCGUGGAAGGCCGAGUACCAUGAAAAGUUUCACAUCUCGCUGACCAAGGACUCCCCGCUCGUCCUGGUCAUGUCGCAACUGGACAACCGCUACUGGAAAGGGCUCCAAGGCCAAUACACCUUUCGUCUGCAUUUCCGCCUUCACUACCAGGACAGGCUGGGGGCGGAAGACUACAUCGUUCGUUCGCAUGGCAACUACUUCAUGAAGCGCUCCGUCUCCGUUGAGCUUCCGGACAUGCCGGCUGGCAACUAUGUGGUGUACCUCAAGGUGACGGGCGAGCGGGACGGCGAUGCGCCCUCAGUCGAGCAAGUCGUCAAGCGGGAGCUGAAGGAGCGUGUGGAGCAUCCGAAGUUGGAACAGGUCGGAUAUGCGUAUGAUCUCGCUCACAGCAAGGCGUGGGAUCACAUGGAGAAGGUCGCUGCCCUGCGGAAGAAGCGAGAUCAGCAGAAGGCAUCCGGCCUGCGUCAGCAGGAGCGACGCCAUGCCUGGGAGAAGCGUCGCCUCCAGCGCAACGUCAACAAGCAGCAAGCCAAGAAGAACGGCGAGAAGAAGCAGCGAGCGCAAGAUGCCCGGGAAGAGAGGAAGAGGCAGAGGGAACGCGAAGACGAGGACAGCAAGAAGGCAGAGGAGAUCCGUCAGGCCGCGGAACGUCUCAGCUUGGCAGAAGCAGAGCCCGCCAAGAGGGGGCAAACAGACGCCAACGAGACCAAGGACGACAGCGCUGCCGCCUCGGACUCAAGCGGCUCGCCUGUGGAGACUCCAAAGAGCGAGGGCUCCGUCGUCGUCGUUUCGUCCGACAAGAAGCAAGACGUGCCACCAAUCAGCGGUCCGCCGCCGCCGGCGCGGACAGAGUCCGAUAAGGCCAAGCCUGAGCCGGUGAAGCGCGAAGUCAAAGACGACUCUGACGGAAACUCGUCCGACUCUCCGGUUGAGGACUGGGAGGAGCUUUACAGCAGCGACGACUUCAUCCGCAAGCCUCGCACGCAGCCAGUGGGGAUCCCUCCGCCUCGAGACGAGUACGACACCGAGGAGGAGAAGAUGCCAGACCCGUGGAACGCGGUGUGCAUUGUCGGAUUCCGCGUCUACUCCAAGGACGCCGAUCUGCAACUCCGAACUGUCAUGGAGGGCGGCGAGCUGCUCGAGGACGGCAUGGGCGAGAAGGGCGAGAAGGACCUCGACGAUGCCCAAGCCAACGCAGCAGGUAUUCGUCGCGAUGCGGACGACAUGGAGGCCCGGGGAAGCACUGCCACGGUCCUGGCAGCCCGAUAG
Purpureocillium lilacinum is the source of this 2664-nucleotide messenger RNA. RefSeq lists its product as uncharacterized. Gene Ontology annotation, molecular function: calcium-dependent cysteine-type endopeptidase activity. Gene Ontology annotation, cellular component: cytoplasm. Gene Ontology annotation, biological process: proteolysis. Lineage: Eukaryota; Fungi; Ascomycota; Sordariomycetes; Hypocreales; Ophiocordycipitaceae. The record is from RefSeq and is a predicted model, not a curated record.